AUAUAAAUGCUUUGCUGAUUCUUUUUUUUUUUUUGAUCUAUUUCCAUUUCACUCGAAAUAUAAUUUUUUCAGAUAAAUCACGACUAUUUUGGUGUCCCUUUAAGUGGAAGUGGCCAAGGAAGGAAUACUUAGAAAGUAAAGACAAAUCAUACAAAGUGAAAUUAACACCAAAGAAAUGUCCCCAUUAUGCGGAGGUAGAUCACAAUAUACACAUUAAUAGAAUAACAUUAUUUUAUUUUUCCUUUUAUUCUUAAGUACGAACAUUAAAUAUAAAAAGUAUAUAAACAAUUGGUAUACUUAAUGCGGAUAACAAUGCACUUCAUUUAGCCCUUCAUGUGCUGUGAAAUAUCAGAAGGGAUACCAAAUAAAAAGAAACACGACGCGCCAGAAUCAGUCGAUACACCACCAAAGACGGAAAAGAAAAAAGUGGAAGUAACUGAGAAAAUUGACAUCUAUUAUUUCGAUCAUGGGAACUCUGCAUAUUAUCAAACGACGGAUUCACCGCCGAUAUUAGCGACCGAGAAAUGCGCCGAGAAAACCGACCAAGCAGCGACUCGCUUUUGGGCCGAGAUAUUUGGGACUAUUCAUAUCGGCACUGCUUUCAUCACAGCGUUUAUUCUACAAUUGGUUCGAUUUAUACUUUACAGUAUAAUCCGUCCACUGACAGUGGGCAUCUUGCAAUUGUUGGCGGACUAUUUUAUAAAACCCCUAUUGUCGAUUGUGUUCAAUGCCCUGAUACAGCCUGUAUUGAUAUUGUUAUACAAUAUUGCAACGUCUUUCAAGGAUCUUUGCGAGCCUAUCGCAGAAGCGAUAGGGUUGUUCCUACGGGAGAUUGCACACGUGUGUGCGGCGAUUCGAAUCGUCGAGGUGAAACAGGGUACCGCUCCCUCGGUUGCUUGCACUUGAUGAUCGAAUAGAAGAAAACGCGAAUUCUCAAUGACGAAGAAGGGAAUAAGGUACCAAACUCGUAAUCCCUUCU
This is a messenger RNA of Bombus pascuorum, 979 nucleotides long. RefSeq lists its product as uncharacterized. The coding region runs from base 334 to 906 and encodes 190 amino acids. The transcript is spliced from 2 exons. The record is from RefSeq and is a predicted model, not a curated record. NCBI's taxonomy places the organism in Eukaryota, Metazoa, Arthropoda, Insecta, Hymenoptera, Apidae.